Molecule: messenger RNA, 2022 nt
Organism: Limulus polyphemus (Atlantic horseshoe crab)
Lineage: Eukaryota; Metazoa; Arthropoda; Merostomata; Xiphosura; Limulidae
Product: protein shifted-like
Exons: 8
Biological process (GO): anatomical structure development
Cellular component (GO): cell surface; extracellular region
Molecular function (GO): signaling receptor binding
Source: RefSeq, a predicted model, not a curated record
GGUAUCCCAUGGAAAUAUAUGCAAUUGUAGAUGGCACUGUUUUAUCAUAUAUACUGGACCCAAACUUUGAAAAAUAUCUGCCUGUUAUUCCAUCGGAAGUUAAUUCAUUUAAUUUCACAUGGACGUCAGGAGAAAAUAAGCAAUACUAUUACGCCUUUGAGCAUCUUUUGUCAUACAACAAAGAAAUAUUGAGCAAUCCUACAAUCUCCAUCGAAACAAAGGGAAAAGUGCCAAAGAAACCUGGAGUAUUCCAGGUAUUCUUGCCUUGUAUUAGGAACAACACUGGAACAGCUAGAUUCAGUAUCGGCUUGAGAAUACAGAACGAGCAUGGAACUUACCUUAGAGGCACUCCAUUGCGCUUACAUCUCCAAAAACAAUGUGCACAGCAUGUUACGGAUCCCGAAUGUGAUAAGAAGUGUGCCAAUGGAGGGCGCUGUAACCAGCAGAAAGUUUGUGAGUGCCAGAAGGGGUUUAUGGGCCAGCACUGUCGGACAGCUCUCUGUUACCCCCAGUGUAUGAACGGAGGAACGUGUGUAUCAACGGGAGUAUGCAAGUGUGCUGAAGGUUACCAGGGGCCUCACUGUGAGGGUGGGAUAUGUCGGGAGAAAUGUUUGAAUAGAGGGAAGUGCGUUCAGAAGGACAAGUGCAAGUGCAGAAAAGGUUAUUAUGGUCGUCGUUGUGAAUACAGUAAGUGUACUAUACCUUGUUUGAACGGAGGAAAGUGUGUUGGAGUCAACCAAUGUCGGUGUAAAAGGGGAUAUUCUGGAGCUCAGUGUGAUCUGGAAAGUAAGGAGAAAGGGAUAGAAAAGCGGAGUCAUCCACGCCAGAGAAGAACGAAGCAGAUGUACGUUUGAGUUUUGGAAGAAUGAAGAAAUUGGACGCAUUCAUAUUAUUAUUAUUAAAUCUGAUAGUAGCCAAAGCCAGAGCAAUACGUACUAGACAACGCUAUAGCCAAACAUCGGAUCAUGCACUUUUGUGGACAACUAGUUUGCUCUAAGUUGUCAAUAUUUCAUUCUUGUUAUUUUAACCUGAUCUGCCCGUAUGGAGAAGAUAUUCAGUUGUUUAUUUUGUAUAACAAAAAUGUGAAUUGUUGUGAACCUUGUCUUUUAUUGAGAGCAGUUAAUGUACCUGUUUACUUUUCGUUUUAUAUUCACUUUUCGAUAAUUGAAUUCUGUUGUUUACAGUAUUGAUAUCCGGUAUUUGCUGUACAUGACAGAUGUAAUUCUAACUUUACAAGAUACUUGCAUAUUAUUCCAGAAAUAUCAUAUUAACACGUGGAAUAAACUUACUUUUUUUUUAUGAAAAGAUGUGAAGGCUUUUAUAGUUUAUAGACUCGCAGGGAAAAAAACAUUACUAUUAACGGGAGUCAUAUGACUCCCCACUAAAGCUUAAAAGAAAAAUAGUGAAUAAUUUAUAACAAAAACAACCCGUGAAGUUAAAGCAAAAUAAAGUUAAAUUUAGAACACAGAAAUGUUAAGUUUAAAUCACUAAGAAAUCUAGCUACAACAAGGAAAAAUCUAGGAAAUUUAAAUAUUUAUAAAAACUCUUUAACACUUGCUUAUCGGGACAUAACAUGGAUUUAAACACAAUAACAGUGACAAAACCAAGCUGUUUACACACAUGACCUACAGCCAAAAGCAUUGAACAUAGGAGCGUGGAUUGACUGUUUAUUGUUGUUGUGUUUAAUUUCGCGCAAAGCUACUCGUGGAAUAUCUGCACUAGCCGUCCCUAAUUUUCAAGUGAUAGGCUGGAGGAAAGGCCAACACCACCAUUCAAGUGAUAGGCUGGAGGAAAGGCCAACACCACCAUUCAAGUGAUAGGCUAGAGGAAAGGCCAACACCAUCAACUCCUGGGCUAUUCUAAUCAAAUAGUGGGAUUGUACCAUUGAAACUUUCGUUCAUUACCUGAUUCGUCAAGUUACUCUUCCUGCAGGAUAACACCCGUCAUCAUUAAUUAACCAAGUUUCGUGUGCAUCAGAGCAAGGAUAACCGAGUUGUUAAUUUCAGCGACUCUGUGUACAAA